CCGGUUUGGGAUUGUCCGUCCAAUUCCUGCGUUCCACAGGAAGCUCAGCAUAAAAAGCAACUCAAAAACGCCCAAACACAUUUCAUUUGUGGCCAGCCGCCUCACGGGGAGCAUCUAGAGUCAGCGCCGCGCGAUUUGUUCGAUUCCACAUCGCCAAACUCGAGCCUUAUAAAGAAAAACCAACGCCAUGGAGAAGUCCUCUAGUCCAGCGGUCCGGCGGCCCGUGCCCAGGGCCGCUGCCCAGCCCCCGCGCGCGCACACGCCCGAUGAACCUAUACUGCGAGGGUAGCUGUGGUCAUCCUCCUGAGGGAGAACCUUCACAUCCAGCGUCCCCUCAUCCUCCUCUCCUCUUCGGUCUGACCGGCACGGAGCAGAGUGGGCGAGACCCCGGCCAGCCGACGUGGGAAAGAGGAAGAUGAUGUACCGAACGCUGCUCCUCUCCUCCUCCCUCCUCAUCCUCCACGUGACGGGCACCCCCCAGCCCUCCGCCCACCUCGGGAGGAGGGUGUGCGGUCGGGAGCCCCGCCGCAGCGUGGUCACCGUCACAGAGUCCUACAUCCAACCCCUGCACAAGCCCUACAUCACGCUGUGCCAGGGCCAUCGGGUCUGCAGCACCUACAAGACGACGUACUCGCUGGCUUACAGGCAGGUGAGCAGGGCGGUGUCACCUCCACAUCUGUACGCGGACUGCUGCCCCGGCUGGAGACGAUUUCACUCUCACAACUGCAACCAAGCCGUGUGUGGGCGACCCUGUGUGAACGGCGGUACCUGCCUCAGACCCGACCAGUGUGGCUGCCCCCCUGGCUGGACGGGACACCAGUGCCAAACCGACGUGGACGAGUGCAGCGGGCGGCGGCCGUGCGGUCAGCAGUGCCUGAACACACCGGGCAGCUAUCGGUGCGCUUGCGGAGAAGGAUUCAGGCUGUCAGGAGAUGGCCGUUCCUGUCAAAGCCUUCCUCCCGCUCCCUCCUCUCCUCCUCCUCUCCCUCAUCCUCCUCCUCCUCCCUCCCAGAGCAGCCAGGCAACAGCGGGCGACCAAACGGAUACGGGUGGAAGGUGGGGCCUGGUGGAGAAUGUGACGGAGGAGGUGCAGAGCCUGAGGAACAGAGUGGAGCUCCUGGAAAAGAAAUUACAGUUGGUUUUGGCGCCCUUCAGCAGCUACUUCCCGCUGUCGCUGGACGAGGGCUACUCGGAGAAAACCACAUUACUGUCCCACUCCUUCCAGCAACUGGACCGCAUCGACUCCCUCAGCGAGCAGAUCGGCUUUCUGGAAGAGCGAAUUGGCACGUGUGAGUAA
Molecule: messenger RNA, 1297 nt
Organism: Menidia menidia (Atlantic silverside)
Lineage: Eukaryota; Metazoa; Chordata; Actinopteri; Atheriniformes; Atherinopsidae
Source: the annotation of a GenBank genome assembly